CUUUUAUUUUGGUCUGGCGAUAUGACGUCAUAAAGCCGCGUCGCGCUGCUGCGUCUGUGAAUCAGCUGAAGAAAGAAAACCCCCUGGUGAAGCAACCGAGAUCCACGUGAUCCACGCACUAUUAUUAAGAUGGCGUUAAUUAAGGAGGAGAGUGAAGACAUUAGGAUUGAAGAAGCAUUCAGUGUGAAACAAGAAGAUACUGAGGAACAAAUAGACCCUAUGUCACUAAAGAAGGAGAGUGAAGUCCUAAAUGAAAUGGAAGAGAAAUAUCAGAAUGAGAAACAUGGAGAAAAAUCUUUUAGUUGCACAAAGACUGAAAAGACUUCCUCACAAAACCGAACUCAAAAGUCAGGAACUAGUUAUUUCAACUGCUUUCAGUGCGGAAAGAGUUUCAGUCAGCACGAAAACCUUAAAGCCCACAUGAGAAUUCACAAUGGUGAGAGCCCUUUCGCCUGCCAGCAGUGUGGAAAAAGUUUUACUGAAAAUGGAAGCCUUAAAAGGCACAUGAGAAUCCACACUGGUGAGAAGCCUUUCAGCUGCCAAGAAUGUGGAAAAAGUUUCACUCAAAAAGGAACCCUGAAAAGGCACAUGAGAAUCCAUACCGGAGAGAAGCCUUACUCCUGCAAACUGUGUGGAAAAAGCUUUAAAGCAGAACUAAAUAUCAAGUAUCACAUGAAAAUUCACACUGGAGAGAAGCCUUUCAUGUGCCAUCAGUGUGGAAAAAGUUUUAGACAUAAUGUAAGCCUCAAGACUCACAUGAAAAUUCACACUGGAGAGAAACCUUUCACGUGCCAUCAGUGUGGAAAGUGUUUCAGACAUAAUAUAAGCCUCAACACUCACAUGCGAAUUCACACGGGAGAGAAGCCGUUCACAUGUGAUCAGUGUGGAAAGAGUUUCAGAUGUAAAGUAACCCUUAAUUGCCACAUGAAGAUUCAUUCAAGAGAGAACUGUUUUAUAUGUCAACAGUGUGGAAUGAGUUUUACAGAUCUAGAGCGUCUAAACAGCCAUGAAAUAAUUCACUCGGGAGAGAAUCCUUUCAAAUGUCAUCAGUGUGAAAGGAUUUUCCAAUUCAAAAAAUCCCUUAAGGCUCACAUGAGAAUUCACACCGGAGAGAAGCCGUACACAUGCCCUCAGUGUGGAAGGUGCUUUACAUAUAAAGCAACACUUGAUUCCCACAUGAGGAGUCACACUGGAGAGAGCCCUUACACCUGCAAACUGUGUGACAAAAGCUUCUCACACAAUGGAAAUCUAAAGACUCACAUGCGAAUUCACACUGGAGAGAAGCCAUUUAUAUGUGUUGAGUGUGGAAAGAGUUUCACACGUAAAGAAAGCCUUAAUUACCACAUGAGGACUCACUCGAGAGAGAUCUGCUUUGUGUGUCAUCAGUGUGGAAAGAGUUUUCCAGACCAGAAACGCCUUAAGAGGCAUGUCAUAAUUCACGCUGGUGAAAACACUUUGAUGUGCCAUCACUGUGGAAAGAGUUUCACACAUAAAGGAAACCUAAAGACUCACUUGAGAAUUCACACUGGAGAGAAACCUUUCAUGUGCCAUCAGUGUGGGAAAAGUUUCAGUCAUAAAGUGAGCCUCAAGACUCACAUGAGGAUUCACACUGGAGAGAAACCUUUCACGUGCCAUCAGUGUGGAAAGAGUUUCAGGCAUAAUGUGAGCUUUAAGACUCACAUGAAGAUUCACACCGGAGAGAAGCCUUUCACAUGCCAUCACUGUGGAAAGUGUUUCAUGUUUAAAGGAAACCUCAAGACUCACAUGAGAGGUCAUGCUGGAGAGAGGAGUUUUACAUGUCAAAGAGACCUCAAA
Messenger RNA from Sinocyclocheilus grahami, 1815 nucleotides. Its product is annotated as gastrula zinc finger protein XlCGF57.1-like. The annotation marks the transcript as partial. The record is from RefSeq and is a predicted model, not a curated record. NCBI's taxonomy places the organism in Eukaryota, Metazoa, Chordata, Actinopteri, Cypriniformes, Cyprinidae. The transcript has 3 exons. Gene Ontology annotation, biological process: regulation of DNA-templated transcription. Gene Ontology annotation, molecular function: RNA polymerase II cis-regulatory region sequence-specific DNA binding; DNA-binding transcription factor activity, RNA polymerase II-specific.